UUCUCUCCCCAUCCGGGGCAGCGGGGAACGGCUGAGCCAACGGCUAAGCCCACGGCUCGCCGCCGCCCCCGCAGCCGCCCGCUUUCAGCUUGGGCUGCAGACUUUGCCAGGUAGGUGGUGAUGUCAUCUCCAUUUCGAAGAUGAGGAAACUGAGGCUAAGAAAAGUGAAUGACUUGCCUAAGAAUUUUAUACCUAUUAAGUGAUGGAGCUGGACACACUUCCAGGACCCUAGCAUCCUGAGAUAUUUUUGGAUUCAUAGCCCUUAAGAGUGACCUGGUCAGAGGUCAUCAUGUCAAAGCUGAAAAGCUCAGAAUCAGUCCGGGUGGUGGUUCGCUGUAGGCCCAUGAAUGGCAAGGAAAAGGCUGCUUCAUAUGACAAGGUGGUGGAUGUGGACGUGAAGCUAGGGCAGGUGUCUGUCAAGAACCCCAAGGGAGUGGCCCAUGAAAUGCCCAAGACCUUCACUUUUGAUGCUGUCUACGACUGGAAUGCGAAACAGUUUGAACUCUAUGAUGAGACCUUCAGACCAUUGGUGGACUCUGUCCUUCAGGGUUUCAAUGGGACAAUUUUUGCCUAUGGACAGACGGGUACUGGGAAAACCUACACGAUGGAAGGCGUCCGGGGCGACCCUGAAAAAAGAGGGGUCAUCCCUAACUCGUUUGAUCACAUCUUCACCCAUAUCUCUCGAUCCCAGAAUCAACAGUACUUGGUCAGGGCUUCUUACUUGGAGAUCUACCAGGAGGAGAUCCGAGACCUCCUCUCCAAGGAUCAGACCAAAAGGCUCGAGCUCAAAGAGAGGCCUGACACUGGGGUGUACGUGAAAGACUUGUCUUCCUUUGUUACCAAGAGCGUGAAGGAAAUAGAGCAUGUGAUGAACGUGGGGAACCAGAACCGUUCUGUUGGGGCCACCAACAUGAAUGAGCACAGUUCCCGUUCACAUGCAAUUUUCGUCAUCACCAUCGAAUGCAGUGAGGUGGGCCUCGACGGUGAAAACCACAUCCGGGUAGGGAAACUGAACCUUGUAGAUCUUGCUGGCAGCGAACGGCAGGCCAAGACUGGUGCGCAAGGGGAAAGAUUGAAGGAGGCAACCAAGAUCAACCUGUCCCUUUCGGCCUUGGGUAAUGUCAUUUCUGCCCUGGUAGAUGGAAAAAGCACUCAUAUUCCAUAUCGGGACUCCAAGCUUACCAGGCUCCUCCAGGAUUCUCUUGGUGGCAAUGCUAAAACUGUGAUGGUGGCCAACGUGGGGCCCGCCUCUUACAAUGUAGAAGAGACCCUAACCACUCUAAGAUAUGCCAACCGUGCCAAAAACAUUAAGAACAAGCCAAGGGUCAACGAGGACCCUAAGGACGCCCUUCUUCGAGAAUUCCAGGAAGAGAUUGCUCGGCUCAAGGCCCAGUUAGAGAAACGGUCCAUUGGCAGAAGGAAGAGGCGAGAGAAGCGGAGGGGGGUUGGGGGUGGGGAAGAGGAGGAGGAGGAGGGAGAAGAGGGGGAGGAGGAAGGGGAUGACAAGGAUGAUUAUUGGCGGGAACAGCAAGAGAAACUGGAGAUCGAGAAGCGGGCCAUUGUUGAGGACCACAGCUUGGUUGCAGAGGAAAAGAAGAGGCUGCUGAAGGAGAAGGAGAAAAAGAUGGAGGAUCUGCGGCGGGAGAAGGAUGCUGCUGAGGUGCUCGGGGCCAAAAUCAAGGCCAUGGAGAGUAAGCUGCUUGUUGGAGGAAAAAAUAUAGUAGACCAUACAAAUGAACAGCAGAAAAUCCUGGAGCAGAAACGGCAGGAAAUUGCAGAACAGAAACGUCGAGAAAGAGAAAUCCAGCAGCAGAUGGAAAGCCGAGACGAGGAGACCUUGGAACUGAAGGAGACAUACAGCUCAUUGCAGCAAGAGGUGGACAUCAAGACCAAGAAACUCAAAAAGCUCUUCUCUAAGCUUCAGGCAGUCAAGGCAGAGAUCCAUGACCUCCAAGAAGAGCACAUCAAGGAGCGGCAGGAGCUGGAGCAGACCCAGAAUGAGCUCACCAGGGAGCUGAAACUCAAGCAUCUUAUUAUAGAAAACUUCAUUCCCCUGGAAGAAAAAAGUAAAAUUAUGAAUAGAUCCUUCUUUGAUGAAGAGGAAGAUCAUUGGAAAUUACAUCCUAUAACCAGACUGGAGAACCAGCAGAUGAUGAAAAGGCCAGUCUCAGCUGUGGGAUACAGGAGACCGUUGAGCCAGCACGCAAGAAUGUCCAUGAUGGUUCGUCCAGACGUUCGAUACAGGGCAGAAAACAUCAUGCUGCUGGAGCUGGACAUGCCCAGUCGGACCACCAGAGACUACGAGGGCCCCGCCAUCGCCCCCAAGGUCCAGGCCGCAUUGGAUGCGGCUCUGCAGGAUGAAGAUGAGAUACAGGUGGAUGCAUCAUCCUUUGAAAGCACUGCACAUAAGAAAACCAAGGCCAGGCCUAAAAGUGGAAGGAAGUCGGGCUCCUCCUCUUCCUCAGGAACCCCCGCAUCUCAGCUUUAUCCACAGCCUCGGGGGCUAGUUCCAAAGUAAAGCCACUUCCCCUCUCCCAGGUUACAAACAGCCUUGCCUUCUGGGAGAAGAGACAAGCAAAAACCUGCAGAGAGGACUUGACCCCAAACUCAGAACCAUUCCCCUGGGGAGAAGCAAUGGCCUCUUUGCCGAUGAACCAACUUAAUCUGGUUGAACAGGCUGGUCGUAAGACGGCACUCAGCUCCUCUGGGACUUGUCCUUUAAUUAGCAUCUCAGAACUGCCUGGAUAAGGUAAAGUGUGAUAGCCAGAGUGGAAAGCAAGAGAGUGACCAGUGACCUUGCUUCCCUUCUCCCUUGCCACCUCCUCUCCUUUUUCUUGCUGUCCCAUCCUCUCCCCUCUACUUUUCUAGCCUGUUCUUUAUACUGGGCUCCCUUCUUGUUGAACAAUAGGGUAAAAUCAGGAGUCACCUCAGCAGACCAACUCUUUGGAGCCUCAGGAUAAAGUGGCAAAGGGUCUGAAAAGCGAAAGUCCUAGAACUUGAGCAGGUGCUCGUUCUUAUAGGUAGAAAAUGAGAAAUCUCAUUUGGAGCUAAGCCUCUGAGGGGCACGGUCCAUGCACCUCAGUAAGAAGUGGAUCUGCUUUGGGGAUCUGCUGAAGGAGCAGAUAUUUUCCAAGGAAGCUACCAACUUCUGCUCCAGAAGGAUUCCAUGUCAGAAGCAAUAGAAAUAACACUUCCUCUGCCUCCUUGGAGAGUUUAGGGAAACAGCUUCUUUAGAACCUCAAAACCAUGACCAUCUUAUCCAAGACGUGAAUCUGUAAGCUGAUGCCAUGUCCAUACGCCGUGUCACUUUGUUCUUUAUUGGUCAUCAUCUAUUCCCAUGCACAUUCCCUGAGCGAACCUGCCUGGGGCCAUCCUCUGCCUCCGGAGCAUGCUCUGCAGUGGGCCUGUAUUUUGGGAAAAGGGAGGCUGUCUCUGCCUUCUCUGAUGGGACCAGAGCUGGGGGCAUGAGACACAGAGAAGCACUUCUGCAUCCCCUGUUUUGUUCCAUCCUUGCAUAGAGAGCUCUGGGGUGACGAGAUGGGUGCCAAGAUGGAGUCGUGAGGCUUGGUGCAGUGGCAGAGGAAGACGUCACAGCUGGUGCGGCAGAGGAAUCCUGCCUGCCUCCAGCAGAAAACUCACCUAAUCCUAGAGCUGGGGCUCCCCCCAGGCAGAGCCCGGGGCAGUAGCAAGGCAUGGCCGUGUGAUGGAAUAGUUCAGAGGAGUUAGGAGUUCCCGUUUACAUGUACUGGUUUGGUUUGUAAGUUUUAGUUCUCUGUAUUAUUGAAACUCAGAAUUUGGCUUUAUGUUGGUCACUAAGUGGAUGUUACUCAUUUCCCCCCAUGAGAAGCUCAUAAGUGUGUGUGGGUGUGCAAGCACAGUGGUGCCUAUGUUCUUUGAAUGUGUCGUGUGUGUCUGUAAGAGAGAGAGACCAAGAACUUGCCCGACUUUAGAAAUACACUAACGUGCAGUUGUUGCCUUUGUCUGUAUUAAAGGCCCGCUGAAUGACUAAUCCAGGCUGGAAGCUCCCACGUGGGGGUCUGAGUCCACGAGCCAAGCCUGAGGGGACAAUAUGUGUCCCUAGUCGGCCACACCGGCGCACUUUGCUGGCACCGUGCCUCGGGAAGGUGGCGACUCAGUGGGCCUUGAGUUAUGUUUUAACUCAGCUGCUCAGUUCCCAGGGCACAUUUCUGGAUCAGAACCCGUGGGAAAGAGGAGGUACCGAGUGCAAUGUCUUAGCGUCCUGCAAAUGGAGAUCUGUCGUCUACCAGCUUAUCUCCUGUUUAGUAACCAUUCUUUCUGAACCCAGGGCCCUUUUCAGCAAUUCGUGGAGCAUAAUGGAAGCAUCCCUCAUCUUUCUCGGGAUCAAACUCUGUUCUUUAUUAUUUACUAAGAAUGUCCCUGUUUGAACAGGAACCAAAUGAUGGGGUGGGUAGCCUAAGAUGAUGACAGGUCACACCUGUCUCUUGGCACUGCAUUUCCCUGAAGCUGAUCUGAAUUCUGUAGGCUGAACAUUUCCAUCUAGGAAGUCUGAGAAUUAAAAACUGCAGAUAACCCUGUAGCUGAAUACUGAUGUCUCAAGGUGACUGUUCUGACCAUGGGUGGUUGAAUGACCAUGGAACUUUUCUAAGAAGGCAAAAGAAGCCAAGUUGACAGGCAGGGUCAUGAAAAUAGGCCUGCCGUGUACUCAGCUGUGUUCAUCUGGUGGUCUGUGAAAUGAAGUCGAAGAACUCCUGGCUGGAGGUUGAGUCUCCGGUGCUUUUCUUCUCUCAAAUGGAUCCGAUGAAUAUUCGAAUAGAGUAGAGUGUCCUGCUGCCACCAGGAAGCUGCUGCUUUGGGCUCUGAGGGACCAGGUUUUUAUUGUCUGUUGUCAUGCUAGAAUGUUCCAAGCCCUCUGAGCACCUUCACGUCAGCAGCACCUAAUGAAAUCUGGCAGCAAGGUCCCAGGAUCUAAUAAGCUCAUCUGAGAGAAGGAGUUUGAGACAAACGUGCAACUGCCUGCAGGAAUGUAUCUGGUUUCAGAUUUCAAAUCCCAUGUGUCCCAGGCCCCUGGAUUCAGAACUCACGGCCACAAAUCAUAGGCAUGAAGCACUUUCUUAAGACUCCACCCUAAUGCUGGAUGGCUCCCCGUCGAAUGCCUGCAUGCUGCUUGAAUGGCACCACCCGCAUCUCCACGACCACGGGCGUCAAGAGAGCUGCUCAGCUCCGGCAUGGGCCAUGCUCUACUUCUCCUGUGUGACUCUUGUAAGUGCCCCUUCGCUGAAUGUAGAAUCGUUGCCAAGUUUGUGAGAAGUGUCCAUUCCCUGUCAACGUGGGAUAUCAGUCCAGCCUCACAUUUCCCACUGGAGGUCAAGGCUCGGUGCGAACACCACCUUGGGCCAUCUCAGCACCAUCAGUGGACAAAAAUGGGGCUGUUAAUACACUCUAAAAGCCAUAAUCAGAAUGCUCAGAAGGACCUGGGUAAGAACAGCAGGCCUGGCUAUUGUCUAUCGUGCAAGGCUGUGUCUUGUACUGUUUGGAAAUCUGACCCCCCUCCUCCCUGCCCUCGCUUCUUGAAUGAAGUGCUUCUGAGGUUAUUUAUGAAAGGAGUGAUCCUGGGGCAGGCAGGAGGCAGUGGGCUUUAUGGCUCCUUGGAGUUACUAUUGAUCUUGACCUUCUCUUUGGCUACCUUUAGACAAAGAAUAUGCCAAUACUUGGGGCUCUGAGUUUUAUAGUCAAUAUUUAUUUGUAUCAUCUCUUUGUCUAGGAAUGUAAAAGUGACUCUAAACUAAGAUGUGUAAUAAAAAUCAGAUUUAUUGUACCUCCAAAAA
This is a messenger RNA of Capra hircus (goat), 5807 nucleotides long. It is a transcript of the gene KIF3B, whose product is annotated as kinesin family member 3B. The record is from RefSeq and is a predicted model, not a curated record. Gene Ontology annotation, molecular function: microtubule binding; microtubule motor activity; ATP binding. The transcript has 10 exons. Gene Ontology annotation, biological process: microtubule-based movement. Bases 290 to 2518 code for a protein of 742 amino acids. NCBI's taxonomy places the organism in Eukaryota, Metazoa, Chordata, Mammalia, Artiodactyla, Bovidae.